AUGAGCGUGCGAAAGGCGCACAACUCAGGUCGAAAUCAUUUACGCAACGUUGUCGAAUAUUAUCAAGAAAUUGGCCAUGAGAAAGCACAGUCAGUCAUCGAUUCUAUCACAAACUCAUACGCCGCAGAAGGACAGGCGAGCUCGAAUCCAAUGCUUCAACAACCAGGCAUUUCCGGAGCAUACCCUCCACCACCCUUUGGCUUCCCUGGCCGACCAGGAAUGCCACCGCCUCCACCAUUCGGCAUGCACGGCGGACCCCCAGGCGGCCCUCCCGGAGGAAUGAUACCACCUCCAGGAGGCCGCGGCAUGCCGUCCUUCCCGCCUCCACUCCCAUUCAGUGCAGCUGGCUCAUCCGGUGCACCGCCCGGACCCGGCGAGGUUCCACCCUUAUCACUCCCAAACAUGCCGUCAGGCAGUCUCCCGUUCCCUCCACCCGGUGGCUUCCCUCCUAACUUUCAAUUCCCCUUGCCCGGAGCCGCAGGCUUUCCUCCACCACCCGUCCCGGGCCAGGGACAACACCCAGGUCCAGGUGCAGGCCAAGGAGCGGCGGGUAUGCCACCGGGUAUUCCAGGGUCUGGUGCACCUCCACCUGGGCUGCCUCAGGGGUUUAACGCUCCACCAGAGAUGCCACCAUCUUUAGGGCCACCUCCGGGGACUAGUAGUGGUAGCGAGGCUAAAUGA
Molecule: messenger RNA, 681 nt
Organism: Paracoccidioides brasiliensis Pb18
Exons: 4
Coding region: 1-681 (226 amino acids)
Biological process (GO): mRNA 5'-splice site recognition; spliceosomal snRNP assembly; mRNA splicing, via spliceosome
Cellular component (GO): U1 snRNP
Molecular function (GO): zinc ion binding; pre-mRNA 5'-splice site binding
Source: RefSeq, a predicted model, not a curated record